Messenger RNA from Pyricularia grisea, 3701 nucleotides. RefSeq lists its product as uncharacterized. The record is from RefSeq and is a predicted model, not a curated record. Gene Ontology annotation, biological process: regulation of transcription by RNA polymerase II. Gene Ontology annotation, molecular function: DNA-binding transcription factor activity, RNA polymerase II-specific; RNA polymerase II cis-regulatory region sequence-specific DNA binding. Bases 857 to 3040 code for a protein of 727 amino acids. NCBI's taxonomy places the organism in Eukaryota, Fungi, Ascomycota, Sordariomycetes, Magnaporthales, Pyriculariaceae. Gene Ontology annotation, cellular component: chromatin. The transcript has 2 exons.
CUGGCGUGUUGCCUCAAUUUCCAAUUUGGUAGAUCUCCACCCACAGGCCGUGUUUCGACCAAUCGUGCCCUACCGCAUACUGCGCUGGUCAUAGGUACGUGCCUGUCUGCUUGCCUACAAGUACAUACCUGCACCAGCUUGAACAGGUCGUCCCAGCCCACCCAGCAACUUUAAGGUUCCUCCUCCAUUUUUUUGCUUGCGGAUCUUAAUCCACCACCACAACCCCUCGAAUCGGGCGCUUGUCGCAACGGCUACCUUAGUCAAGACAAGAUUGUAUCGCAGCGUACCUGAUCGCAUUUAUCUACGUUAAAUUCAAAUCGCAUUGAUAAAUAAUCAUAUCAUACAUCACUUUGUUUUCUCCACCAUCCCUACUCGAGGCCGACCACGGGAUUUGCCUCUCUAUCCCAAACACGGCUUCUCUAUUCCCAUCGUCGCGGGCAGUUCCCUGCCAACCCCGGGACCGAUUUGAUUGGUUUUGCCCUGCUGUCAGCUCGCCAAAAUACACAGCCCCCCACACCCGCUAGGCACUGCCACCACACCACGAAGGCUGACUCGUUUUCUGCCUCGUCUUGGUCGAGUCUUGUCUUGCCUGGCCCAUUUUCGUCCGCCCGCGUUUUGCGUCUGGUGCAGGUUAGGUUCCAACCUCAAGAAUAGGCAAAAGCUCUUGCUCCGCUGUGUGCGCGCGCGACUUCUCCGUCAUCACCUCUGGUGAGCCCGCUUUGCACAGCGCCGAAACACACCUUACGCCCAUCCAUUCCAACAGUUACGGUGCGCAGCACAGCACAGCACAGCACAGCGCGGCACCAAAUCGCACCACCCACUACCACCACAUAGAGUUACCUACCUACCUAUCGCCAUGGAUCAGUUGCAGCACCACCCGGAUCCCGGGCGCGCUCGGUCGCCGUCAGCCGCCAGUACUGUCGCUGCUUUCCAGCAACAACACCAGGAACACCCGCAGCCUCAUAUAAGAAGCCACUCGCCGUCGCCUGCGCCUCAGUCAUUCUCGAGCCCCCAACAUACUGGUCUCGGGCUUGCUAUCGACCACUCGCAGUCUUUCUCGGGCUUCAACCCCAAUCCCAGCGACUUCCUCAACCCCCAGCCGUCUCAAACGUUCCCAGGCCAGGGCCAGCUACCCCCCUCUCCCUUCGACGCGACUCAGCCGUUUGACACCAACAACCAGGCCCAGUCAGGAUAUUCACAAGAAUUCUUGAAUAAUAACACCAACUUUGGCGGUUCUGACUUUUCUCUUUUCCCUCCCGCAACAACAGAACAGCUCAGCACGCCCUUAUUUGUAACGGGCGAUAAUCAGCAGCAGCAGCAGCCACCCCAACUCAGCACCCCAGACCUGAAUAUGAGCACGUCCCAAGUUCACCAUAGCCCGACACCUCCCCACCAUCUGAAGCCGGAACCGCAUCAACCCGGCUCUGCCCACCAGUCCCCGUCAUUCAACCAGCACCAGUUCUCAUCGCCGCCCAGCCGUCACUCGCGGAAUGCCUCGCUAGGUCCUGAGGCGGCUCUGCUACCAGGACAGGUCGACUGGAGCGGUACUCAGUUUCAGGGACACAGGCGCACCCCUUCAGAGUACUCGGAUGUGUCAUCCGUCGCUCCAUCGCCCAACCUUGUCAGCCAUGAUAGCUUUGAUCAUAUCGAACAUAGCCCGAUGCAACGGCCCGUCGAUACGCCUGGUCUAUACCAGGAGCUCCACGGUCUUGGUAACUUUAGUCUCGCCGAUCCCCCGCCUUCUCACAGCCCUGAUCUAAGAGGCAGGAGUCCGUCGCACAGCCCAGCAAUCUCCCCGAGGGUCCUGCCACAGCAAUUGCCCGACAUGACCCAACCCAACAGUAGCUUCAUGCUUCAAGGCCAGAACAAUGGCUUUGGCACCCCCCAGAUUGCCCUGCAGUCCUCCGAGGCCUUCCCUCAACUGCCACAGCAUGGCUUGGCACAGAUGUCGGCGCCGACCAUCAAUAUCGAUUAUGCGCCGACCAACCUGAGAAACUUUGAGGGCCGACCGAUGAUGGACUCUGAUGCGCUGACCCCGCCGGAUAGAGGACGCGUGAGAAACCGUCCACGUGCUGUCACGGACCCUUACGCCAAUGGAAGCACCGCGCCUAUUCCGCGACCUCUUGGUACAGCCAGCUUGUCUCCCAGCCCAGGGCUGUCAUCAAGAGACUCGUCGCGCUCCUUGUCACCACUAGAUCGCUCGAUACCACCAAAUAAGAGGCGUCAAUCCACCUCUGCAGUGCCCAAUAACGUCAUGGCACUACGUCUGGCGGACCCUGAAUUCGCCGCUCAAGGCAGUGGAGACGGGACUGCGGCGGGCGGCGGGCCGAAGCGGGUCCAGAAACACCCCGCAACAUUCCAGUGCUCAUUGUGUCCGAAACGGUUCACUAGAGCCUACAACCUUAGGAGUCAUCUGCGUACUCAUACCGACGAGAGGCCAUUCGUAUGUACGGUGUGUGGUAAGGCAUUUGCUAGGCAGCACGACCGGAAAAGGCACGAAGGCCUGCAUUCUGGAGAGAAAAAGUUUGUCUGCAAGGGCGAUCUUAAAGCCGGUGGUCAAUGGGGUUGUGGGAGAAGAUUUGCCCGUGCCGAUGCGUUGGGUAGGCAUUUCAGGUCUGAGGCAGGUCGUAUUUGCAUCAAGCCUUUACUGGAUGAGGAGAUCAUGGAACGGCAAAGAAUCUGGCAGGAGCAGCACAUGCAGGCGGCGCAACAUCAACAGCACAUGAUGAUGCCGCCUCCAGGAAUCGACCCCAACACCGGAUAUCCAGUCGACGCUGCUGGUAAUUACUCAUUACCGGCCGCGAUUCUUGCGCAGUACCCCGCCCUUGCUCAGAUGAACUGGGGCACAGCCGGUGGUGGCAUCGACGGCGGAUCUGGCAUCGAGGAUGACAUUUCAGGACGCAGUAGCUUUGAUGCCAGCGAUUACGACGAUGCCGACGAUGGCGGAUAUGUGUCUGGACCCGGAACCGGGUUUGGUCAAGGCGGCAUGAACGAGGGUUUUGGCGAGAUGGGAUACGCAAGUGACUACGGCGGACGCUAGUCUUGAUGACAAUUUGACAUGAAAUGCCUGGAUACGCUCAGACAUUUGACGAACGGCGGGAUUGUUCUAUUUUACGACUACUCUGAUGCCUACAGUACCUGGACGGUCAUUUUACGUUUGGAUAACGAUGUUUGAUUUUUUUUUUAGCAUUGUGGAGCUCUCAGCCAUUCCUGGUUGCGAAUUCUCGAGAGGGCUUGAUACCCCCCUGUGAUGGUUCCACGGAUCUGCGAUUCCUUGUUCCUUUAUUUUCUUAUUGUUUGUUAAGCUUUGUUUUGGGUGGUUUGCCCUGGCUGAGCAUAACGACCUUGAUGGUUUGCUUAUGUACUUUUGCGGGGCUCGGAUUCCAUUUACCUCUUAUACCUUUUUCUCGCGUUUGUCCCGUUGUUGAUCUUUUUUAUAUAGACGGCAUUUCUUGGAAUGCCACAGAGAUACCAAUCCUGUUCGAGCCAUUUUCUGCAUACAUGUACCGCCUGGCUGUGAAAGGUUAUGUUUUGGUUCUGCUCAGAAAGAGGGGUUCGACAAGCCAACUUUUCCAAUUUAAUGUUUGCUGUGUAAUGUGCGUUAUGUCUUGGAUUGCAUUCAUAGUUAAGGCCACACGGAUAUAAUGGAUUUAAUGGCGAGGAUCAAGGCGAGUUUCAAGUCCGAGCACUUACAAAUACAU